Rotaria socialis is the source of this 2001-nucleotide messenger RNA. Lineage: Eukaryota; Metazoa; Rotifera; Eurotatoria; Philodinida; Philodinidae. The record is from the annotation of a GenBank genome assembly.
AUGGAUAAUUAUGAAUAUGUGAAUAAAUCGAAUAUCAACAAUGACUUUAUAUGUGAAAUAUGUAAAAAUCCAUUUAUUGACCCUGUUGCUUUACCAGAACCAUGUGAACAAACAUUCUGUUUCAAAUGUAUUCAACUGAAUCUUGAAAAUCAUUCACAGAAUUGUUUACAAUGUAAUAAAAAAUCUUUAUCAAAUGCAGAUUUAAAAAAAGAAAGUCUUAUUGUACGAAAAACUCUCGAUAAUCUUCCUGUGAAAUGUCGUUCUUGUUUUCAAGAAAAUAUUCGACGAGCAAAAUUUUCGCAACAUAUGCAAGAAAUUUGUCCGAAAAGACGCGUUUGUUGUUCAGCUAGCAAUAUCCAAUGCCCAUGGCAUGGACCUUACGAUCAAUUCCAUCGUCACGUUAAUAAAUGUCCCUAUGAACAAAUUCGCCCUCUUCUUAGUAAACUAAUCAAUGAUGCUGCACGCCUUGAUCAAUUGAGUCAACUUCAAACAAAAAUUCAGGAUCUUGAAAAUAACUUUCAACAACUACAAAAUCAGAUGGAACAAACGGAAAACGAAAAUAAAAGUUUACGUGAAAAACUAAAUGAAAUGGAAAAAUUUGAAAUUGAAAAUAAAAUUUUAUAUGAAAAAAUAAGUAAAAUGGAAAAAGUUGGAAUUGAAAAUGAAAGUUUACGUGAAAAAAUAAGUGAAAUGGACAAAAUUGAAAUUGAAAAUAAAUAUUUAAAAGAAAAGACAAAUAAAUUAAUCGAUGAAAAACAAUUAAUACAUGAUCAAUAUGAUCAAUAUAAGAAAAACAAUAAUGAUGUUGGUAUGGAAUUCAGCAGGCUUACUAGUUCCUUACAACACGUAUCUAAUCUAAUUGAAUAUAUUGAAAAUGAAAAUCAAGUUCUUCAAGAAAAUCUGAAUGAAUUGAAUUAUUAUGAUGUAAAUAAUCGAACUCUAUUGAAAUCUUUUCAACAACAACAACAAAUGGAAACUGAUUCUCUUCAGGAAAUGAAUCAAUCUUUGAAAGAACAAAUAUUACAUUAUGAAAACGAACGUGAAGAAAUAAAUCAAUGCUUCCAACAAAUCCAAACAGACAAACAUCAAAUGUUUACACAGGGUCUUCUCUAUAAGGCAGAGAUUACUAAUUUAAACGCAUUAAAUCAACGUUUGAAAGAAAAAUUAUCUGACUAUGAAACAGAGCUUCAGCAAUCAAAUCAAUAUUGUCAACAACUUCAAGAUCAAUCUAUUAGCGAUAAAGAUAAAAUUGAAGAACUGGUGAUUAAUAUUAAACGAUUAGAAGCAAAAUUAUACUUACCAGCUAGUCAACCAUAUCAAAUACCUGAAAAAAAUAAAAACAUUGAAACUAAUCGACUUGAAGAAUUCAUUGACAAAUGCCAAUCAUAUUUAAUGGUUAAUUUAAAUAGUGAACAAAUAAAUGAUGAUAAUAUUGAAGUUGUUAUUAAAGCAGCUUUAAUUAAAAAACAAUGCCAAUCAUUGAUAUUGUGGAAUAACCAUUUAACAUGUUAUUCAAUAUCGAGAUUAUCGUCUGCAUUGAGUAUGAAUAAAAGUUUAACAAAAUUGAGUAUUUCAAAAAAUCAUUUAUCCGAUUCAGCUAUAAAAGAUUUAUCUGAAUCGCUUUCAUUUAACAACUGCACAUUAAAACAAUUAGUUCUUUCGUCAAAUGAAAUAACUGAUCAAGGUCUUAUCUAUUUAUCGGAUAUGCUAAAAACUAAUGAGCAUUUAAUUGUACUUGGAUUACAAGACAAUAAAAUAACUGAUAAAGCUAUUCAAUAUUUGUCUCAAAUUAUUCAAUUUAAAAAUCAAGUUAUCGAAGAAAUAUCUUUAUAUUCAAAUAAAUCAAUAACAGACGGUAGUGUUGAUGAUAUAUUUGAUAUGAUUAGACAUAAUCAAUCAUUGAAAACAUUUUGGAUAUGGGAUUGUCAAUUAUCGGAACAAGGCAAAGAUAAACUUCAGCAAUCUAUUCAGGAUAAAAAUAAUUUUGACCUUCAAGUCUAA